AUGGAAUCAUUGCGCGGCGCUAUUUAUGGCUUCCCCGUGCCCCAACCACGCAUCCGCACCAAACCACUGCAAGUAAUCUGCGUAGGCCUACCACGAUCAGGAACAGAGAGUCUCAGUCGGGCGCUCACCCAACUCGGCUUCAAAACCUACCACGGCUGGGACAUUGUCUUCGACGACCCACCAUAUGCCCAGGGCUGGGCGCAGCUAGCAGAGCGAAAAUAUUCCGGCGUGCAAGGGGCAGGCGACGCCCCGAUCACUCGCGAUGAGUUCGAUUGCCUGCUGGGGCAUUGCGAUGCAGUGGUGGACACAGCAGCCGCCAUGUUCGGCGUGGAAAUGAUCCAGGCGUUUCCAGAGGCUAAGGUGAUUUUGAAUACGCGGCGGGACGUGGAUGCCUGGCAUCGCAGCGCCAUGAACACCUUGGUCGCAGAGGGUGAGAGCCAGUGGAUGGCCUGGUUUUUGCGCAUUUUCACGGCGGAUGCGUACUGGCUUUGGAGGUUAUACUACACGAUUGGAUAUCCCGCCAUGUUUCGGGGGCGGACGACCAAGGAGGGGCUGAUGAAACAUGGGAAAAGGGUGUAUCAGGAACAUGGGUUGAUGAUUCGAGGGCUUGUGCCGAAGGAGAGGCUCUUGAUGUGGGAAGUUGAAGAUGGGUGGGGUCCUUUGUGUGAGGUACGUCAAGCUUGGCGUGAUAUUUCAGAGAUUUGGAAGGGUGUGUCAGUUAAUGUUGUGGGCUAUAGUUUCUGGGUAAAGAUACCCCCGAUGAGCCCUUCCCGAACACCAAUAACCCAGCAGCUUUUCGGAAGCAGAUCCAAAGUGUAG
This is a messenger RNA of Aspergillus tubingensis, 819 nucleotides long. RefSeq names its product sulfotransferase family protein. The record is from RefSeq and is a predicted model, not a curated record. The transcript has a single exon. The coding region runs from base 1 to 819 and encodes 272 amino acids. Lineage: Eukaryota; Fungi; Ascomycota; Eurotiomycetes; Eurotiales; Aspergillaceae.